This is a messenger RNA of Brassica napus (rape), 496 nucleotides long. RefSeq lists its product as uncharacterized. The coding region runs from base 1 to 300 and encodes 99 amino acids. The record is from RefSeq and is a predicted model, not a curated record. The transcript has 6 exons. Lineage: Eukaryota; Viridiplantae; Streptophyta; Magnoliopsida; Brassicales; Brassicaceae.
AUGGAGAAAAUUCAGAGUUGUGUGUUCGGAGAUUUCAUCAGUGCCCUUGUUUGUCUUCAUGUUUUGAGCUUUGCUACAGGAAGCUCAGUUGAUCACAUGACUUGCUUUGGAGAUGCAGCUGGACGCCUUCAGGAAACCGCUCUAGAUGCAUCCACAAAAGGGAACCGCUACAUCAACUCUUGCCUCAGACUAAACGAGGAAAUUAAAGGCGUUGAUACUCUGGCGGCUCAGUUAAAGCACCUGGGGAGAAAUUUGGAUGUUCUUGACACGGCUGUGAACAAGCUUCUCCGUCCACCAUGACAAGUCAUUGUUAGCUUUCAUGGACUUGGAUCACUUAUCUCUCGUACAUAAAGGUUUUGAUUAUAACUGAUGUUUUUCUUCUUCUUUUGUGACGCAAUGUUUUGUGGUGAAACGUUUUUUACUAAAAUAUUUUUGAAAUUUAAAAUGUUUAGUAACAUACGAUAUUAAAAAAAAAAAUCGAAUUUUUUUUUAAAAA